This is a messenger RNA of Drosophila willistoni, 1315 nucleotides long. RefSeq lists its product as uncharacterized. The record is from RefSeq and is a predicted model, not a curated record. The transcript has 4 exons. The coding region runs from base 82 to 942 and encodes 286 amino acids. Lineage: Eukaryota; Metazoa; Arthropoda; Insecta; Diptera; Drosophilidae.
AUAUCGAUAAAUGGCACACGAAAUUCAUUUGUUUACAAACAUUGUUUUGUUUCUUAAGUAUUUUUAAAACUGCAACACAUCAUGGCAGAAAUCUCGUUGAAUAUAUCACAAAUAUCUAUGAGCUCCCAACUGUCCAAUGAGGAGGAUGCCAAAUGCUUUUGCGAUAGCUACACUUACGAUGACCUGAAGGAGUUUCUUGCCGAUUCCAGUCUCAAAAAACUGCUUUUGCCGUAUGUCCAUGAAAUUACGUUGGCCAAGCCGUUGUUUACACGUUUUAUCCAAGCCUUAUCCUGCGAUUUAACGUUAAGUGUUGACCAACUUUGUGACCUCUACAUACUGUCUAUUAUAAUGAUGACAUACCAGGAAGAGGAUCAACUAAUCAUGCUGGAGCGGCUCAAAUUAGUAGAGGUCAUCGGCAAUUUAACCGAUCAUCUGGAUCUGGAGGAUAUUAUUUUUAUAGCGUUUAGUAUAUACGAAAAAUUUGUUAUUAGCAUAGACCGUAUUGAAAAGGUCAUUGCUCUGCUGGCAUCCAUGCCAGCUAUAAUUCGCGCCUCAGCCUUGGCAGCUGAUAUUGCUGUCAGUCUGCUACUUAUCAUUUUAGCAAAGUAUACUAAAACUCCUCGCGGUUUGGAGAUGGGGCAAAAGCAGUUGGAAAAUGGUUUCAAUAUGAUCCAGCUAAUUGAUUGGCAGCAUCUGGAUGUCUCUGGCCGUCAUGCAGAGAUGUUUAUGGUAAUCAAAAGUUUCGGUCUAAUCAUCAAUUGCCGACGAAUGCGUGAAGCGUGUCCUGAUAGGGUGGGUAACGAAAUUCGUGAAUAUUUUUUAAAGAUUAGCAAGAGCAUAGACCACUCAUCGACUUAUGGAAUGAUGGUGGAGCGUUAUAUUGCAUAUUGUGUGAUUCGUGGAGUUUGCACAAGUAAUACAACACCAACUGAUCUGGUGUAGAACUUAUUUCUAUUUGCCACACAGCAACGUAUUUUUAAGUAUUUUUUGCUGCCUCUAGGAAGAAGCGUUUAUUCAUUUUUAUUUAUUAACUAAGAAUGUUAUUUAGUAACGGUUGACUUUAAGCACUAGUAGUACUAAUUGUAAGCGUUAAUUACACACCUUUCCUCAGUUGAAUCAAUGCAAUUUGAAUUCCAAUAUACAAACGACUGGAACUAGUUCUGCAUUGAUAUUGCUAAGGGGCCUAGUUCUAAGGUGCUUUUAGAAGCAACAAGCGAGGGUCAUGGGCACGUGUCGGAUUUGAUUUGAUUCCACGGCAUAAGCAGAACAGCAGCAUUUAAAAAUAAAAUAUACAUAAUACAUAUAUUAAAAAAUA